AUGGCUCUCAGCGAUGCGUUCGGCUCUGGCAAUGGCGUACCCGACCUGGACGACCUGCCCAUCUUCUCUGUCGAGCCCGUGCAGCUAGCGUUCUCCAUCGCAGCGGAUUUCGUGGCCGCCCAGGUUGCCAACAAUGUCAUCAUCCUGGCCCUGUCGAACGGGCGCAUCCUAAGAAUAGACCUGAACCGCCCUGAGGAUAUCGAUGAUAUCGACUUGCCCAAGAAGAACUCCGAUGUUGGCACGAUUCGGCGCAUGUUUCUCGAUCCGACCGCAUCACACCUGCUCAUCUGCACGUCUGCAGGAGAGAACUACUACCUGCACUCCCAGUCCAGGCAGCCACGUCCUCUCAGUAGAUUGCGCGGCGUGGCUAUCGAGAGUGUUGCCUGGAACCCCUCCUUGCCGACCGCGUCAACGAGGGAGAUCCUGCUGGGUGCCGCGGAUGGAAAUAUCUACGAGGCCUCCAUCGAGACGUCCAACGAGUUCUACAAGAAGGAAGUGAAGCAUUUGAAGAACCUGCACAAGCUCCCGGAUGGACCCAUCACCGGACUGUGGGUGGACAGCCUAGGGGGGAAGCAGGACAUGCGAAGGGUUGUCAUUGCUACACAGAGCCGGCUGUUCCACCUCACUGGCAGGAUUGGCUUCACCCAUGACGGCAGCGGGUCGGUCUACACCAAACUGUUCGAGUCGGAGCAACCGAUCGUGCACGAGCUGACCCGGACUGUCCAGGGCGCGCACUCGGCCCUGGCUGUGUCCCCGGACCACGAAGACAGCAAUCCUCAUGACGAAGGCGCUCCCGACCGCGCCUUUGCUUGGCUCACAUCCCAGGGUGUGUUCCAUGGCAAGCUGCUCAACUUCCCUACCGAUGGUAAUCUUGGCACCAAGGUAUUCUCCGAAUCGAAGAUGCUCACGAGGUCUCAGAUUACCUCUGCCGAAGGAAAAGGAAGACGAAAAGUAGCCUCGGAAAUGAUUGAAGACAUUCUCCUCACGCAGUGGCACAUUGCUAGUCUUAUUGGUGGGCGAGUCGUGAUCACGAACCGCCUUACGGGGGAGCUAGUGUCUGAGCAUGAUGUGCUUGGCCCUGGCCAAAAAUCCAUUGGCUUCUCUGUUGACCUGCAGAAGAACACAUUCUGGCUCUUCUCAUCCACUGAGAUAUUUGAAAUAGCCGUAAGAGACGAGGAUCGGCACAUUUGGGAAAUCAUGAUGAAGACGCAGCAGUUUGAGACUGCAUUACUUCACGCCUCUACUCGGACACAGAAAGAGACCGUUGCUGCCGCCUAUGGAGAUCACUUAGCCUCCAAGGAUCACUGGAACGAAGCAGCGACUGUAUACGGCCGUAGUAAUAAGCCGUUUGAGGAUAUUGCGCUGAGUCUCAUCGACAACAACCAACCAGAUGCCUUGCGGCAGUUUCUUCUGACGAGGCUGGCGACAACCAAGAAAGCCGCCAUCAUGCAGCGAAUCAUGCUUGCCAGCUGGCUCGUGGAGGUUUUCAUGGCAAAGCUAAACUCUCUUGAUGAUACCAUAGUCACACAGGCUGAACUUUCAGAGGACCUGAAUCCCACGGAAUCUCGGAAGUUGCUGGAUUCUGUUCGAAAGGAGUAUCAUGACUUUGUCAACAAGUAUAAAAAUGACUUAGACCGGAAGACCGUGUACGAUGUCAUCAGCAGUCAUGGGAGGGAGGGCGAGCUCCUCUACUUUGCCACUGCUGUAGACGAUUAUAACUACGUCCUCUCUUACUGGGUACAAAGAGAAAGAUGGACUGAGGUCCUUAACGUGCUCAAGAAGCAGACCGACCCUGACGUAUUCUACCGCUACAGCAGCGUGUUGAUGACGCACACACCUCAGGAGACAGUCGAGAUCCUCAUGCGCCAUCCUGAUCUGAAGCCUCGCUCCCUAAUCCCCGCCUUAUUGGAAUACAACCGUACCUUCCCAGGCACUGCAGCCUCGCAAAACCAGGCAGUGCGGUAUCUGAACUAUGUCAUUUACCAACUCAACUCCAAAGAUUCCGCCGUGCACAACACCCUAGUUUCCAUCCAUGCUUCUCACUCAUCCUCUGACGAGUCAGGUUUGCUCUCAUACCUCCAGGCGCAAGGCGACGAGCCAUACUAUGACCCAGACUUUGCCCUGCGACUCUGCAUCCAGCAUCACCGGACAUUGUCAUGUGUUCACAUCUAUACUAGCAUGGGCCAGUAUCUCCAGGCUGUUGAUCUUGCGUUGUCCCAUAACGAGCUUGAGCUCGCAGCAGUUAUUGCGGACCGGCCCUUGUCCAAUCCACAGCUGAGGAAACGACUCUGGCUUGCCGUGGCUAGGAAGAUUAUUCCGCAGUCCAAUGGAAUCAAGGCAGCAAUAGAUUUCCUCAAAAAGUGCGAGCUCUUGAAAAUCGAGGACCUGAUCCCAUUCUUCCCGGAUUUCGUUGUUAUUGAUGAUUUCAAGGAGGAGAUUUGUGGUGCUCUGGAGGACUACAGCCGCAAUAUUGAUAAUUUGAAGAAAGAGAUGGAUGAAUCCUCACAGACAGCCUCAAAUAUCAAGGUCGAUAUCGCGGCCCUGGACCAUCGCUAUGCGAUUGUUGAGCCUGGGGAGAAGUGCUACGUGUGCGAGCUCCCGCUGCUCAGUAGACAGUUCUUUGUGUUCCCUUGCCAGCAUGCAUUCCACUCUGAUUGUCUGGGGCGGCGAGUGCUGGAGCAAUCAGGGAUGGGCAAGUCCUCGCGAAUUAAAGAUUUGCAGGUUCAGAUCCACAAGGGUCUCGUCAGCGGCCCCAAGAGGGAGGCUGUUGUAGCAGAACUGGAUUCCCUCGUGGCUUCUGCUUGUAUUCUGUGCAGUGAUUUUGCCAUCAAGAGGAUAGACGAAUCGUUCAUCACCAAAGAUGACCGCCCCGAAGACUGGAUUUUAUAG
Messenger RNA from Clonostachys rhizophaga, 2889 nucleotides. The record is from the annotation of a GenBank genome assembly. Lineage: Eukaryota; Fungi; Ascomycota; Sordariomycetes; Hypocreales; Bionectriaceae.